Molecule: messenger RNA, 2379 nt
Organism: Acomys russatus (golden spiny mouse)
Lineage: Eukaryota; Metazoa; Chordata; Mammalia; Rodentia; Muridae
Gene: Slc27a5
Product: solute carrier family 27 member 5
Exons: 10
Coding region: 158-2233 (691 amino acids)
Biological process (GO): ketone body biosynthetic process; bile acid biosynthetic process; long-chain fatty acid import across plasma membrane
Cellular component (GO): endoplasmic reticulum membrane; endoplasmic reticulum
Molecular function (GO): fatty acid transmembrane transporter activity; long-chain fatty acid transmembrane transporter activity; long-chain fatty acid-CoA ligase activity
Source: RefSeq, a predicted model, not a curated record
GACAGAGUCCAGGGAUCAAGAGCUGUUGCUGACUCACCUGGUUAUAUUUGGGGAGUCGUGGAGGCAGAUUUCCUGAAAGGCAGGACGUCAGGGUUUCAGAGCUCUGGACAGGGUUGAGACCUACCCACCCUCAGCCGCUUCUGAAAGAGCCAGCGGCAUGGGUGUUUGGCAGAAAAUGACCUUCCUCUUCCUCCUCUUCCUGCUGGGGCUGGUUGUCCUGGGGCACCCCCUAUGGCCAGCAGCUAUGGCUCUGGCCCUGCGUUGGUUCCUGGGAGACUCCACGUGCUUCAUGUUGUUUGGCUUGGCAUUGCUGGCCAGACCCUGGAUCAGCUCCUGGAUGCCCCACUGGAUGAGCCUGGUAGCCGCAGCGCUCACGUUAGCCUUGCUGCCUCCACAGCCACCACCAGGACUGCGAUGGCUGCACAAAGACAUGGCCUUCGCCUUCAAGAUGCUAUCCUAUGGCCUGCACAUCAGGAGACGCCUGAACAGAGAGCUUCCAGAGACCUUUGUGGCUGCUGUUGAGCGGCAAGCACAGGCACGACCUGACAAGGUGGCAAUAGUGUGUACAGGAUCUGGGGCCUGCUCAAUCACAAACAAACAGCUGGAUGCCAGGGCCUGUCAGGUGGCGUGGGCCCUGAAAGCAAAGCUGAAGGAGGCCACAAGCCGGCAGGACGAAGAGAUUGCUGCCCUCUUAGUGCUCCCCUCCAAGACCAUUUCGGCUCUUAGUGUGUUUCUGGGGUUGGCCAAGCUGGGCUGUUCUGUGGCCUGGAUCAACCCACACAUCAAGGGGAUGCCCUUGCUAAACUCUGUGCUAAGCGCUGGUGCCAAAAUGCUGGUUGUGGACUCAGACCUCCAGAAGAGCCUGGAAGAAAUCCUUCCAAAGCUGUUAGCAGAGAACAUCCGCUGCUUCUACCUUGGCCACACUUCACCCACCCCCGGCGUGGAGGCUCUGGGGCCUGCCCUGGAUGCUGCGCCUUCUGACCCAGUGCCUGUUAACCUUCGAGCCAAGAUUCGGUGGAAAAGUCCUGCAAUAUUCAUCUAUACUUCAGGAACCACUGGACUUCCAAAGCCAGCCAUCCUAACACAUGAACGGGUUGUCCAGAUGAGCAACGUGCUGUCCUUCUGUGGGGCCACAACUGCAGAUGUGGUCUACAACGUCCUACCUCUGUACCACUCGAUGGGGCUUGUCCUCGGAGUCCUUGGCUGCUUAGAACUUGGAGCCACCUGUGUCCUGACCUCCAAGUUCUCUGCCUCCCGCUUCUGGGCUGACUGUCGGCAGCAUGGUGUGACAGUGAUCCAGUACGUGGGCGAGGUCCUGCGAUACCUGUGUAAUGUUCCUGAGAAAGCAGAAGACAAGAUACACAAAGUGCGCUUGGCGAUGGGUAACGGACUUCGGGCGGAUGUGUGGCAAACCUUCCAGCAACGCUUUGGUCCCAUUCGGAUCUGGGAAUUCUACGGCUCCACAGAAGGCAACACAGGCUUAAUGAAUUAUGUGGGGCGCUGCGGGGCUGUGGGCAAGAGCAGCUGCUUCGUUCAAAUGCUGACUCCCUUUGAACUUGUACAGUUUGACCCAGACAAGGCAGAGCCUGUGAGGGACGAGCGGGGCUUUUGCAUCCCUGUGGGGUCAGGGGAGGCAGGACUUCUUUUGACCCAGGUACGAAAGAGCCAACCCUUCUUGGGUUACCGUGGUUCCCAGGAGGCGACCAAGCGGAAACUGAUUACAAACGUAAGGCGCGAAAGAGACCUCUACUACAACACUGGGGAUGUGCUGGCCUUGGACCAGGAAGGCUUCUUCUACUUCAGGGACCGCCUUGGUGACACCUUCCGGUGGAAGGGCGAAAAUGUAUCCACUCGAGAGGUGGAGGAAGUGUUGUCGAGCCUGGAUUUCCUAGAGGAAGUCAAUGUUUAUGGUGUGCCUGUGCCAGGGUGUGAGGGUAAGAUUGGCAUGGCUGCUGUGAAGCUGGCUCCUGGCAAGACUUUUGACGGGCAGAAGCUAUACCAGCACGUCUGCGCUUGGCUCCCUGCCUACGCCACUCCUCAUUUCAUUCGUAUCCAGGACUCCCUGGAGACCACAAACACCUUCAAGCUGAUAAAGUCACAACUGGUACGCGAGGGGUUUGAUGUGGGGCUCGUUGUUGACCCCCUAUACAUACUGGACAGCAAGGCCCAGACCUUCCGGAGUCUGAUGCCAGACAUGUACCAGGCUGUGUGCGAAGGGACCUGGAAGCUCUGAUCUUCCAGCCAACUGGGAGGCUAUCCAGGAGUGUGGAAAUCAACACUGGCCAGAGUUCCCAAUGUCAGCUUCGCAAAGUUGUCAGGACUCCAGACACCCAUGGCCCAUGCAGCACUUAGAGAAUAAACUUGGAUGUGUCUGCAGAA